This is a messenger RNA of Aplysia californica (California sea hare), 3517 nucleotides long. Its product is annotated as cytochrome P450 3A43. NCBI's taxonomy places the organism in Eukaryota, Metazoa, Mollusca, Gastropoda, Aplysiida, Aplysiidae. Gene Ontology annotation, molecular function: heme binding; monooxygenase activity; oxidoreductase activity, acting on paired donors, with incorporation or reduction of molecular oxygen. The record is from RefSeq and is a predicted model, not a curated record.
GCAAAGACGACAAUGUAUGCAGAUUUUCAAAGAGAUGGGCGUGCCGGGCCCAGAACCAAACUUUCUUUUUGGCAAUCUUCUGGAAUUUCGGAAAACUCCGCUUUUCAAGAAAUAUCAAGAAUGGAGGGAGAUGUAUGGCGAGACAUUCGGCUACUUUGAGGGUCCAACGCCAGUGAUUGUCACCUCCGACGUCAAUUUCCUACAAGAAGUCUUCAUCAAACAGUUCAACAAGUUCCAUGCUCGAAAGCUUUGGCCAGUACAGGUGGACCCAGAUAAAGAUGAAGAUGUCCACUUGUUCUUUGCACGUGGUCGCCGAUGGAAGAGACUGCGAAACGUGGUCAACCCUGCCUUCUCUGCGGCAAAGAUAAAGCGGAUGUCGCCUACCGUUAACGACAGCAUAAACCACCUUCUUGACGUAAUCAAAGAGACAGCGAGCUCGACUGCCGACAAAAGUGUCGAAGUGCUUGACUUGUUCCGCCGCCUGACCCUAGACACGAUCCUCCGCUGUGAGGCGGGCAUAGACCAGAACUCCAUCAAGGACCCGUCCGACCCCUUCCUCCGACACUGCAAGAACGUCAUCGACGACACGGCCAAGAACCCCUGGCUCUACCUGCUCGGCUUUAUGUUCCCCAAUCUUCACUGCAUCUGGAUCCGCAUCUACAAGUUUCUUCACUACUUCAAGUUCAACCCUGUUUUCUGGCUGGAGGACAGAAUGCGUGAUAUUGUCGUCAUGCGCAGAAACGACAAUGGGAACAAGCGCAUUGACUUGAUGCAACAGAUGCUGGACGCCCAGUUCUCAGUAAACAGUUUCCAGGAACUGGACAAAUCCACCGAGAAAGCUCAACCUGUCGUCCGCUCCAUGACCAAUGAAAGUGACAGCCCGACAGUGUAUGGAGGAGUGUGUCGUGGGGGACCUGUGUGUGCCCGCCGGGAUGUUAGUCCACGCCAACCUAUGGGAUGUCCAGUACGACCCACGUCACUGGGGAGAAGAUCCUCAAAGCUUUAACCCUCUCAGGUUUAUGCCAGAGAGGCGUCGCCACAGACACCCAGCUGCGUGGAUGCCAUUUGGUGGAGGACCUCGCUCCUGUGCUGGGCUCAGGUUUGCUCUCUUACAGCUCAAGAUGGUCGUGGCCAAGGUUCUCAGAGAUUUUGAGUUCGAUCCUCCCAACAAGCAGAUCGGGGUUGCUCUAACGUUGAAGCAGGGUGCGACUAUUUUGCCUGAAAAUGGAGUUCUCUUGUCCGCGAGAAGGCGUGACUCGGCAAUGUCUGACGCGGGCGUGAGGCGAGGUUCUAUGCUCAGUGGCCUGGAACUGAUCGACUGGAUGAACAAGAGAAGAGAAUCUGUCAAAGAGGAGGAACAGGGCGAAGCAGACGAUGUCGAUUCUGAUUUGGAGCACUGGACAAAGGGAGGAAGAGCUCAAAGGCGAAAGUCCUCUUUGAGUUCUGUGUCCGAGGUCUUGGGUCAAACGACAGGACUCGAGCAGAGCAAGAGAUAUUCAAUGUCCAGGCGGGGUUCUGCCUUGAACUCUGAGGAGGAUGAGAUGGAUACAAGUAAUCUGAGGAGAAGUUCACUUAGUUUGUGCAUGAGUUUGCUUCAGGCAGACUCUCUCAGCAAGGCCGCCAACAUUCUUAGACGUGUGUCAGUCAGUGGUGACGUCACUCCACCUAUUGAGGAGGACUGCACAGAAACUGACGUCAUUGUCAACAACAUGUCAGGCAAAGCGUCAGACAGUAACCGCAAGUACAUGAAACAGACCACCUUUAAUUCAAGUUUGCCAAGUUGCCCUGUGCCGGUGAACGAAGACGAGUGGGAGGACAAAUCCUGCUAUAUGCCGGAGGAAAUUCUUGGCUCUCACCCCGGCCUCAAGUCUUCACUUUGUCGGAGGCGAGGAUCAGCUCUGCCACAACUUGAGUCCAUGAGGGAGGCCAGCGACAUUGAUGAAUUCUUCCAUCGUUACAGCGAAAGUCUUAUCACAGAGAUGACAAACCUGGACGAUGAUCAAAUGCUGUCCUUUAAAAAGGGCGGGAAAAGGCACGCUCGUCUGUACCAGAGACGAGGAUCUGGGUAGGCUAGAGAAGUGGUUCACAGCUUGUGACCCAAGUCGAUACUUUUGGUAGUCCACAGAAGGUUCUCUUUAUCUGAAUGCUAUCCAAAAUUGGUAGACAACUUCUGAAUAAUGUAGUUUGAAAGAAGAAGCCAAACUAAAAUAUUAUGUUAUUUUACUUGUACAUUUUUUAAAAAUCUUAAGAAAGAAUGUUCUUGUCAUGUUCCAUAGUUUCAGCAAGCUCCACGCUAUUAGUUUGAAACUUCUGUUUCAAACGAAGUUGGAUUUAUAUGUUAUUGUGGCCCUGUAAAUUUUAUGAUGAAACAUCAAUUACAAAACAGGAGAUGUCAAACAAUACAUUCUGAUUUGUAGAAAAACAGGCGUAUAACAACGAAAUGAUCUGCUCCGACUACUUACUAAAAUGAUGACAAACAAUGCCAAAUUUGGCUGACAAAGAAAUAUAUCCUAUGAAAAGUUACACACGUUUUGCACCUUUUGGAGCACACUUAUAAAAGCGAGGGAAAACGUACUAGAUUUCUAUAAACAUUCUCAUUAACUCAGAGUCUGAUUCAGAAGUGUGAACGCUCUUUUUUUUACUAAAAAAAAGGAGUAUGAGGUAAAGGUCAUGAUGGAAGUAAAGACAACAAACACGUUUGUCUGUUCAGCAUGACAUGUUUUAAGGAUAGAGAUUUGUUUUACACACACACACACACACACACACACACACACACACACACACACACACACACACACACACACACACACACACACACAUACACACACGCACACACUUAAUUAAAGUCACUGUCAAUUGUCUCUCGGUUUUGUUCGUCGUAAAGAUUUCAGCAAGAUUCCUGAAACCUAUGCUAUUUAUCUUGUGACCAAUGCAACUCGCAGAAUUUUCAUUGACGUAUUUGAAAACAAAUAUUUAUUUGUCUGCAGUUUUUUCACGGUUAUCUCUAUUUCUUAGGCACAUUAUGAAGUGAACAACAUCAAAAGGUUUUUGUUUAUUUUUUAAGAAAUCUUUGGUAUUUAGAUCCAGUUAGUAGGGCCUUUAAAUUAUGUCAGCGAAAAAUGGUACAUUUAGUUUAUUCCUCCCUCAAUUUCCCCCCCCUCCCCCUCCUUUUUGCUUAGACAUUUUGCGUUAAUUUAUUUUGAUAACCUGCCAACUUUUUCUGUAAUUAGUUUCAAUUACAUGUAUUUCUUUUGUUAGUUUUUAGAGAAAGAAUGUUCAUAUAUAUUCAAACUGGUUGAAAAACUGUCUAUCAGGAAGUGUUAACAAAAUGCUGACGUUUAAUUGAGGUUUCGGUCCCUGAAGUGGACCAGUAAAGAUUAUUUUUCCUAGUUGUUCAUUUCUACGUUUACUAAGGACAUGUUUAUGUUUUCUAAAUAAACAGAAAUAAUAUACGGUCUGUGCUUGCUUUCCACCCCUACCCUAAAAAUCUGCAAUAAAGUCAAUUAACACUUUCUUA